This is a messenger RNA of Ananas comosus (pineapple), 4743 nucleotides long. Its product is annotated as enhancer of mRNA-decapping protein 4-like. Gene Ontology annotation, biological process: deadenylation-independent decapping of nuclear-transcribed mRNA. The coding region runs from base 170 to 4285 and encodes 1371 amino acids. The transcript has 12 exons. The record is from RefSeq and is a predicted model, not a curated record. Gene Ontology annotation, molecular function: protein binding. Gene Ontology annotation, cellular component: P-body. Lineage: Eukaryota; Viridiplantae; Streptophyta; Magnoliopsida; Poales; Bromeliaceae.
CCCUCGUCACUUCUCGUUCUCCAUUUUCAUCAGUCUCCCGACUCUCCACCCAGAUCUACUAACCUGCGCCCCCUCCUCUCCACCCGGCGCACGAUAGCCGGGCCCAACCCUUCCCCUUAAACCCUAGACCCCGCCGCCUCCGCCGUGCUCGGAGGAGUCGCCGCCUCCCAUGGCGUCCCCCUCCGGAAACCCUAACCAAUCCAGCCCCUUCGAGCUCGGGAAGCUGUUCAAGCCCCCUCCCAACCCUAACCCUAACCCUAGCGCACCCCCUCCCUUCCCGCCUCCGUCCUCCUACGCCGCCGCUCCGCCGCCGUACCAGGCGGCGCCGCCGCCCCUCGGGCCCUACUCGUACCCUCCCGCCACGCCGCCGCUCCACCACCACCCCUUCCUCCACUACCCCAAGGAGCCCCUCCACCGCCCCACCAUCUCCUACCCCGCGCCCCCUCCCCACCUUACGAGCCCGACCCCGAGCCCGACCCCGAACCCUAGCCCCCCCGCGGGGCCGAACGCCGGCGCCCGCCUCAUGCAGCUCCUCGGGAACGCCGCCCCGACCCACCUCGAAUCGGUGGUCUCGAUGCCCCUCCCCUCAUCCAUCCUGCAGGACUUCCCGCCGCCGCCGUCGCCUGCGGCGAGCUCGCCGAUCUUGCAGGCGAUCCCGUCGGCGCCGCCGGCCGUCAUGGCGGGGGUCGCGCAGCCGCCGCCGGCGAGGAUGCCAAGCAGCAAGAUGCCGAGGGGGCGGCACCUCGGCGCCGGCGAUCGGGCCGUGUACGACGUGGACUCGAGGCUGCAAGGGGAGUCGCAGCCGCCUCAGCUCGAGGUGACGCCGAUCACCAAGUACACCUCGGAUCCGGGGCUCGUCCUGGGCCGUCAGAUCGCGGUGAACAGGUCGUACAUUGUUUACGGUCUCAAACUCGGCAAUAUCAGGGUGCUCAACAUCAACACGGCGUUGAGGUCUCUUCUUCGGGGGCACACUCAGAGGGUUACGGACAUGGCUUUCUUUGCUGAAGAUGUUCACCUUUUAGCAAGUGCCAGUGUAGAUGGGAGGGUUUUUGUGUGGAAGAUUGAUGAGGGACCUGAUGAGGAAAAUAAGCCACAAAUAACAGGAAAAAUUGUUAUUGCGAUACAGAUUGUCGGAGAUGCAGAAUCGUUUCAUCCAAGAAUAUGUUGGCACUCUCACAAACAAGAGAUUUUAUUUGUUGGAAUUGGCAAACUUGUCCUAAAGAUUGAUGUAACGAAAGUAGGACGUGGAAAAGAGUUUACUGCAGAGGAACCUCUUAAAAGCCCAAUGGAGAAGCCGAUCGAUGGAGUGCAGCUUAUUGGUAAACAUGAUGGGGAUGUGACUGAUUUAUCGAUAUCCCAGUGGAUGACAACUCGAUUAGCUUCAGCAUCAAAAGAUGGCACGGUAAAGAUUUGGGAUGAGCGCAAGGGAGUGCCUCUUGCUAUUUUGAAGCCACAUGAUGGGCAAGCUGUUAACUCUGUUGCAUUCUUGACAUCACCUCAUCGUCCCGAUCACAUCAAUCUUAUAACAGCUGGUCCGCUAAACCGAGAAGUUAGAAUUUGGGCUUCUGAGAGUGAAGAAGGUUGGCUAUUGCCAAGUGAUUCUGAAUUGUGGCAGUGUAAUCAAACCUUGGAUUUGAGAAGUUCUUCAGAACCUCGGCUUGAGGAGGCCUUCUUUAACCAAGUUGUGGUUUUGCCUCGAGCAAGCCUCAUUAUACUUGCAAAUGCAAAAAAGAAUGCAAUAUAUGCAGUCCAUAUUGAAUAUGGCCCAUUUCCAGCUGCUACACGCAUGGAUUACAUAGCAGAUUUCACCGUUACAAUGCCAAUUUUGAGUCUCACGGGAACCAAUGAAUACCUUCCUGAUGGAGAACAGGUCGUUCAAGUCUAUUGUGUUCAGACAAUGGCUAUUCAGCAGUAUGCCCUGGAUUUGGCACAAUGUCUACCUCCACCAAAUGAUGGUAAUACUACACUGGGAAGAGAUUCUUCUGUCUCUCGUUCUUUUGACGCCCUUACUUUGGAAACAGCUGAAGCUUCCCGUGGAAGUACUUCUAGCAUCGCUGAGAGUGCAAUUGCGACUUCAGACCCUGCAUCCUCGGCUUCUGCAGAAGUUAUUAGUAGUCGUGAUUUCUCUGUAUCUAAUCUUGAAGUCAAACCAUCAGCACCUCCACUUCUUUAUUCAGAGGCUGAUGCCUCACGUGUUCCAACAUUGCCCAUUCCUUUGGAUAUAGAUCUUGCAGGAAUUCCUGCUUUAAAAAGCCCUUCAAAAGGUUCUGAACAUGCACCUGAUACUCCUGCAAAUAAUAACAUGGCAAGGGAGGAACCUAGAGGGGGUCAAACUGAUAUAUCAUCAGUUCAGGAUCCUCAUUUAAUGUUUAAACCAGGUGGCAAUCCAACCCAUCUUAUAACUCCAUCUGAAAUUAUGGCAGGUGUCUUAUCUUCCUCUGAGAAUACUCAGGUCAAUCAAGCAAUAAAAAGCAAUGAAUUGAAAAUUAAAGAUAGGGCCGCUAGUGAUAGCUAUGAGAGUGUAGAGAUGGACGUAAAGGUUGUGGAUGAGAGUAGAUUAAACCAAAAUUUGGAAUUCACUAGAAAAGAUUCUCAAGGUGCUCUCGAGGAGAACAAAGAAAAAAUCGCCAAAAAUUCAGAAACCAGUACUGAGGUAGUUGAUCGAGAUUCUGCACUAAAAGAGAUUUCUGGUUUGGAAGAUUUGCAUUCUAGAGAUGAAAAGACAACUGCAGAGUUCUUGGAGCAGCCACCUGGUACUAGUAAGGAAGAGGUGCAAGACAGCACGAAAGAUGUCCCCGAGAAAUUUGAAGAGUCGGCUGUUGCUACUGUAGCACAAUCUGCUUCAGCUGCAAAAGGGAAGAAGCAGAAAGCGAAGCAACCUCAAGCAUCCAUUCCAUCGUCCCCUGUUGUAAGCCCUUUUAACUCUACGGACUCAUCAAAUGAACCAGGAAGCAGCGAGAGUGUACCUCCAACUGAUGCUGUUUUGCCUCAAAUCUCAUCCAUGCAUGACAUGUUGAACCAGGUUAUUGCAUUGCAAAAGGAUCUGCAGAAACAGAUGAGUGUAAUGGUUGUUGUUCCUGUUACCAAGGAAGGCAAAAGAGUGGAAGCAGCCCUAGGGAGGACAAUGGAGAAAUCUAUCAAGGCUAAUGUCGACGCUAUGUGGGCCCGCUUCCAAGAGGAAAAUGCGAAAUUUGAGAAGGCUGAGAGGGAUCGAACCCAACAGAUUACUAAUUUGAUCACAAGCUGUAUGAACAAGGAUCUACCUACCUUAUUCGAAAGGGCACUAAAGAAGGAAAUAUCAGCUCUGGCUCCUGCUGUAGCUCGCGCAAUGACACCGGUUGUCGAGAAGACCAUAUCUUCAGCUAUAGCGGAUGCCUUUCAGAGAGGGGUUGGGGAUAAGGCAGUGAAUCAGCUGGAGAAGUCGGUUAAUUCGAAACUGGAAGCUACGGUGGCUAGGCAAAUCCAAGCACAGUUCCAAACUUCCGGCAAACAAGCUCUUCAGGAUUCAUUGCGAUCUUGUUUGGAAUCAUCACUUAUCCCUGCAUUCGAGCAAUCUUGUAGAGUAAUGUUUGAGCAAGUUGAUGCCACAUUCCAGAAAGGCAUGUCUGAACACACUGCCGCUGCUCAGCAGCAACUGGAGGCGGCACAUACUCCACUGGCUAUUACUCUGAGGGAUGCAGUCAACUCUGCAUCAUCGAUCACCCAGAGUCUCACCACUGAAUUAGUUGAUGGCCAGCGCAAGUUGUUGGCUCUUCUUGCGGCGGCAAACCCUAAAGCAGUCAAUCCAAAUGCCCAGGCAAACAAUGGCCCUAUGGCUGGUCUUCCUGAUUUGGCCUUAUCUGUUCAGCAGGUUGAGGCACCAUUGGAUCCCACAAAGGAACUGAAUAGACUGAUAUCUGAAAGGAAGUACGAGGAAGCUUUCACGAUGGCUCUUCAAAGAAGCGAUGUCUCCAUUGUCUCUUGGCUUUGCUCUCAGGUUGAUUUGCAUGGGAUAUGCUCCACCGUGCCGCUUCCGCUUAACCAAGGAGUGCUCCUCGCUCUUCUACAGCAGUUAGCAUGCGACAUCAGCAACGAGACGUCACGUAAGGUCGCGUGGAUGACGGACGUGGCCGUUGCGAUCAAUCCCACCGACCCAAUGAUCUCGGUUCACGUGCGGCCGAUAUUCGAGCAAGUCUACAACAUUUUGGCCCACCAAAGAUCACUACCGUCCACGACAGCUUCUGAAGCUACCAAUAUCCGGCUUAUAAUGCACGUCAUCAACUCGGUGCUAAUGAGCUGUAAAUGAUCUCCGUCUCCCUCCCCCCCCCCACCUUCUGUGAUUUGUUAGUGUGCAGCUGAAACCUUUUGUAUAGGCUAAAAAAUAAAAAAAAGGAGAGAAAUUAGAGGGACAAUUGAGUAACGUUUGGACUUUUACUGGGGGUGUUUUGUAAUGUAAAUUAGAUGGUAGGAGACCGGUAUCAUCCCCCCUUUUCUCAUUUCGUCCAUCGUCGCAGUUCUUUUAAAUUUAGGGGGUAAAAAAAUUGCCAUCUUUUUUUCUUCUAUUUUAAUUUUGUUAAGUGUCUAUCAACAAAAGGUGGGCCUAAAGGUUUGUAUCUUCUGCUUUGUCGAUGAGCUAUGCUUUCUCUGUGGUGGCUAUCUUUUAUUAGCAGAGUCCUAAAUUGUUGUUACGUCCUUUGAAACUCUGGGAUUAUGAGGCUGAUAAUAUUUGCAGUAGCACAAACAUUUACUUGCUACAUUUUUUUU